AGAGAGAAAACACUCACUUCCUGCCCGUGCUUGGAGGCAGCAUUCAACAGAUGAGCGUACCAGAGCCGUUGGACAGAAUGUACUUUUCGGUCUUCGGCAAACAUAUCUCUAUAACUAUCCCAAGGAACAGUAAGUAAAUGAAUGUCUAGUUCGUUUACAAUGUAUGGGACUUGUUGUCACUAUUGGAUCGUGUUGUAUGUGGUCUGGGGACAAGAAUUAGGGGGUAAUAAGUGCUUUUGUGUGAACUGUUAACAAAACAUUAGUUUGAACAAUAGCUGGUACCAAGGCCUUAGCACCUCAACAUCCCCAAAAGGAGUGACGUUGGAAGGGGGAUGGUGAGGGCCCCGGCACUUUAUAUGGAGGGGCGGUGGGGUGGUGGGGGCCCCGGCACUUUAUAUGGAGGGGUGAUGGUGGGGGCCCAGGCACUUUAUAUGGAGGGGCGAUGGUGGGGCCACGGCACGUUGUAUGGAGGGGCGAUGGUGGGGGCCCCGGCACUUUAUAUGGAGGGGCGAUGGUGGGGGCCACGGCACUUUAUAUGGAAGGGCGGCAUUUUCGGGAAACUGUGGAGCUUUUAUUUUCUUGGAAAGGAAUUGCUUAAAAAUCCGUUGCCCGCCCAUGCCCAUGUAGCGCGAAACCCUAGCUAGGCAGGCCCAGGCCACGGUCUCAAAGCACCCGUGUCAUCAACUUUUGAUCAACGUCCAUUUUGCCAUGACGAUUAGUUGUGUCAUAGUAAUUAUUGGCAAUGGUGUUGUGGUUCUUUCCCUUGGUUUUGUUUAUCUUAGCAACGAGGGGGUUGCCACGCCUCAUUAGAUAAGCUGCAUUGAUUGUUUUCUAUAGAUAACAAGUUGUAUGCCUUUAUCUUAAUGAGGCCAAAAAAAAAAAAAAGGUGUCGAAGUUUUAAAGACGGAAUUCACCCUUUAACAGCUUGAUAAUUAAUUCACAAGAUCUUUGACCCUAGAAAGAAAUCCUCGCCAUUUAAAACUCUAUAACUUUUCUUCCCAGUCAAGUUAGAGACUCCACACUCUCCUCAGCCCGGUCAGUGAGAUUAAUGAUUAUCAUUAUUUAUUGCAAUCUAAUCAGCAAAAUCAAGACAAUUAUUUCAAAGCACAGUUCAAGGUCUUUAAUCUUUUUUUUCUUUCUAAAUCUUCAAUAAUUACUUGUAAACUUUCCAGACCCUCCUGUUGAAAAUGGCAGAGGCGUCACCUGGGAAAAUACCGUGGCCACAACCCCAAACUUCAAUUUCACGUUCAGAAAUUUUGUUUCGUGGUGCCACCUAUUGUUUUCUAGGGGAGGCAAGGCGCUCCUAAGGUAAACAGACUUCACAUUUUUAAAGUUUUUUUUUAAAAAUCUUUUUAAGUUAAAAAAUACAACUUUUUUUUUAAAGUGAAUAUUUUAAAAUACGAGCCUUCCAGUUGGACUUGUAGGAAUCGGAAGGAAACGAAACAAAUAACCUUCUAACUCUUUUCCUGAUACGUAGAAAACGUGGGGGGGGGGGGCAAGGAGUUUCGGCCUCUUCUUCUUAUACCAACACACGACCUUAGCGUGUUGCUGGACUUUCGGUGGGAAUCUUUAGAGACCAACUUCUAGGCUGGUACACAAAAAUAAUCAAAUGUCUGAAGUUUAGUGUGGAGACUGACGAUACCCGGAGGGGAAAAAAAUGAUGCCAUUGAAGUUUCCUGGUAAAAAAUAAUAUCUCAAAAUUCUUAGCGCACUAAUAUUUUAAAUAAUUAAAGGGUAUUGAAAUUGCCCAAGCAAUGCGGGACGUCUGCAAUGACAUUAGGGAGGGCUAUUCUUGUGUUCAAAAUUUACCAUCAAAGCACUCUUAAAUUGAGCUGUCUGGAAAUGCACGUCACUAUAGACCGAUCACCCCUGUCUCUCUUGGUCAAAACAUCUCAUUCUCUGUCGUGGGUAUGUGCCCGUUCGGUAACAAGUUUGGUUUUGUACAUUGUUUUUUUUUCUUCAUUUAAAUUACUCUUUUUUUUUCAUUUGAAAGAAAUAUAAUUUGCCAUACUCUAAUACGGCUUAUGUGCCCAUACUGUCUCACUGUUUAUUAUUCCAUCCAGUCCAACUUCUUAUUUUUCCAUGCUGUACCAUUAAUUAUUUGUUAAUGUUGUGUAUUUUCCGAAAACUGAUCCACUGCUUACUUUUUCAAAUACCGUCCAAAUGCUUAUUGGGUCGUUCUGGUCCACUGCUCAUUUGUCCAUUUUCCCUAUCUUGUCAUUACUGCCAAUUAUUACGCACUGUUCUAUUCCCUAUUCUUUACCAAAAGGGCCAACUUCCUGAAGCAGCCCCAAUGUUCCGUAUCCUAUAAUACACACUGUUCUAUGCCCUGUCCAUCUCAAACAAGCGCCAACUCACUGAAGCAGCCCCAACGUUCCGUAUCCUAUAAUACACACUGUUCUAUUCCCUGUCCAUCUCAACCAAGCGCCAACUCACUGAAGCAGCCCCAACGUUCCGUAUCCUAUAAUACACACUGUUAUAUUCCCUGUCCAUCUCAACCAAGCGCCAACUCACUGAAGCAGCCCCAACGUUCCGUAUCCUAUAAUACACACUGUUCUAUUCCCUGUCCAUCUCAACCAAGCGCCAACUCACUGAAGCAGCCCCAACGUUCCGUAUCCUAUAAUACACACUGUUAUAUUCCCUGUCCAUCUCAACCAAGCGCCAACUCACUGAAGCAGCCCCAACGUUCCGUAUCCUAUAAUACACACUGUUCUAUGACCUGUCCAUCUCAAAUAAGCGCCAACUCACUGAAGCAGCCCCAACGUUCCGUAUCCUAUAAUACACACUGUUCUAUUCCCUGUCCAUCUCAAACAAGCGCCAACUCACUGAAGCAGCCCGAACGUUCCAUUGUGCUAGAGAGAAAUGAUGGAGAUGGCGACGAGCUGCUCGGCCAGGAGCCCCAGGGCAUCUUGAGGACAUCGCUGGCGUCUGACCGCGCAGGUGUGGAAUGUAGGUCAGCUGAGGACUUCACGCUUCUGGACACCAGGUGAGGCGUCCCAGAGCGCUGCAUUUAACCAGCCUAACGGCUAACAACCGGCCAACAAAGCAGAGUUUAACCAACCUAGCGGCUAAAAACCAGCCAACAAAAGCAGAGUUUACCCAGCCUAACGGCUAACAACCGACCAACAAAAGCAGAGUUUAACCAACCUAGCGGCUAAAAACCAGCCAACAAAAGCAGAGUUUAACCAACUUGUGGCCAACAACUGGCCAACAAAAGCAGAGUUUUUCAUUGCUAGAGUUUCUAAUUCAAACAGAUUUUUUUUUUUUUUGAAAUCGUUUUUGUCGCUGAUAAUUUUAUAGUUUUCUGUCCCUGAACAUGUGGUCGAAAUUUGCUUUCCAUCCCAGACUGAAUUAGAUCAUUGGUUCUUAGCCUGGGUUUGAUCGAACCCCAGGGGUUUGGUGAGUCAGUUUCAAGGGUUCUGCGGAGGUCCAAAAAAAAUCAGAAAAAAAAUCAUAUUAUAUUUUUCCUAUUAAGAAGAGUUCGGUGAAUGCGCAUAUGAAACUGGUGGGGUUCGGUACCUUCAAAAAGGUUAAGAACCACUGAAUUAGAUUUAGAACCGCUUGUAAUAGGAAUUAAAAUAUUUAUCAGACGCUGUGAUCGCGUGGUGACGUCAUGUUGUUGCUGUCGGUGGUGAUGAUGUUCAAUAACUCAAAUACGUGAUGUGGAUGUUGUUGGUGAUGUUCAGAUGUCGUUGGUGAUGUUCAGAUGUCGUUGGUGCUGUUCAGAUGUCUUUGGUGAUGUUCAGAUGUCGUUGGUGAUGUUCAGAUGUCGUUGGUGAUGUUCAGAUGACGUUGGCGAUGUUCAUCUACUUUGUUACAAUUUUUUUUUAAAAAUACAUUUUGAUUUCAUGUUUAUGUUUUUAGGCAGUAAGGACAAAGUGCAAAAAAACAAAAAAAUUAAUGAUAAUACAUUUUUUUAAAAGCUGAUCGGACGUUAAAAUCUUAGAGAAAUAAAGAGAAACAAAAGACGUACAAAGCGAGACAACCCAAAGAAAAAAAUUCGGACUUAGAUCUUCGAUUAGCAUUACCUCCCCUGUUCCAUAGCUACGGUCCAAAAAUGCUGAUACAUUGUGUGAACUCUCGUGUCACAAACCUUAACGUUAGCUACAACUCUGUACUUUUCAGCAACUCAGAAACGUCAACAGACAAUAGCAUUUAGCCGUCGCUAACAGUGAGUACUACUCGCAGCCGUUGCACAAUUGAAUGUCUUGUCUGUGUGUGUGUGUGUCCUGAAUGUCUUGUCUGUGUGUGUGUGUGUCCUGAAUGUGUUGUCAAGGAUCCCCCAACGAUCUGGGAUGGGAAGCAAAUCCAUUUAUUUUGCCCGACAAUGCAGAAGAGUAUAUGUUAGUAUAUUGGAUACGAAUGAUACAAGAAUAAUGGGAAUUUAACUAAUCAAAGAACACGCACCAUAGGGGGGAGACCUCACUGACGUUAGGGGUAGGGAGAAGGGGGGUUGGGCUAAAAAAAAGUUCUUUCUGUAGACGUUCGAUGUCCCGUUGCUUGAUCAGGUAACUUAACUGAAGAGGCGCCUGAAGAGAGAGGCAACAAUCUUAUAUGGAGUCCAAACUAGAGAUGAGAAUGAGUCCAAGUCUUAACCUGAGCGAUGCUCUCAAAGAACCAAAAACAACUCUCAUAGCGUUUAAUUAUUGAUCUUUUUUUUUCUCCCCCCCCCCUCCCCCCAAUUUUUGAUUGGGUGUAGGAGUCCAUUUUACCUUUCGAUAGUAUAUUGCCGAUCCCCCUUGGCUUGAGUGUAAGAGUCCAUUUUGCCUUUCGAUAUUAUAUUCCCGAUCCCCCUCGGCUUGAGUGUAAGAGUCCAUUUUCCCUUUCGAUAGUAUAUUGCCGAUCCCCCUCGGAUAGGGUGAAAGAGUCCAUUUUCCCUUUCAAUAGUAUAUUGCCGACCGUUAACUAACACGAGGAGUAACACAAAGCACAUGAAUGAUGCAUACUUUUUUUUUCUUUCUUUAUUUUUUUUUUGUUGCAGAAACUGGUUCACGGCGCUACCGGGAAUAGAAUCGAACCAUUUCAAAUCAUCGUGCAGCUACAGUGUUUGA
This is a messenger RNA of Lymnaea stagnalis (great pond snail), 5051 nucleotides long. NCBI's taxonomy places the organism in Eukaryota, Metazoa, Mollusca, Gastropoda, Lymnaeidae. The record is from the annotation of a GenBank genome assembly.